AUGAGCAAAAAUAUUUUGGACACAGUGCUCAAUGAAAUAAAGUCAAGUCCUUUCUUCGCCUUACAGUUAGAUGAGUCGACCGACGUUGCAUCUUGUUCCCAGCUACUUGUCUAUGUUCGAUACAUAAAGGUGAAAAAUUUUGUCGAUGAAAAUGAGCUGCAGUGGUCGAAGUUAAUAGGUGUCUGUACAGAUGGAGCACCAGCCAUGUUGGGCAUUCAUUCUGGUUUCCAAACAUUAAUGAAAGAAGUUGCUUCAUUUGCAUUAUUUAAUCACUGCAUUAUACACCGUUAUGCUUUGGCAAUGAAAACUCUUCCACCUGAUUUAAUGGACACAUUUACUCGUGUAGUGAAAAUUGUUAACUACAUCCGAAGCAGUGCGACAAAUACAAGAAUUUUUAAGGACUUAUGUAAUGAACUGGGAGGAAAAUUCGACGUCUUGUUGUUCCACACAGAGGUACGUUGGUUGUCGAGAGGCAAGGUGUUGCACCGAGUGCUUGAGCUCCGAGAAGAAAUUGCUUUAUUUCUAGAAAGGAGAAAAUCAGGGAAGGUAAAGGAGAAAGAGUUUCACGCUCAAAUAACAGAUAAUGUAUUUAUUUCUAAACUGGCAUAUCUUGCGGAUUUCUUCGGAUAA
Molecule: messenger RNA, 630 nt
Organism: Metopolophium dirhodum (rose-grain aphid)
Lineage: Eukaryota; Metazoa; Arthropoda; Insecta; Hemiptera; Aphididae
Product: protein FAM200A-like
Exons: 2
Coding region: 1-630 (209 amino acids)
Source: RefSeq, a predicted model, not a curated record